This is a messenger RNA of Fundulus heteroclitus (mummichog), 3161 nucleotides long. It is a transcript of the gene yes1, whose product is annotated as YES proto-oncogene 1, Src family tyrosine kinase. Bases 438 to 2084 code for a protein of 548 amino acids. Gene Ontology annotation, molecular function: signaling receptor binding; ATP binding; non-membrane spanning protein tyrosine kinase activity. Gene Ontology annotation, biological process: protein phosphorylation; cell surface receptor protein tyrosine kinase signaling pathway; cell differentiation. Lineage: Eukaryota; Metazoa; Chordata; Actinopteri; Cyprinodontiformes; Fundulidae. The transcript is spliced from 12 exons. Gene Ontology annotation, cellular component: extrinsic component of cytoplasmic side of plasma membrane. The record is from RefSeq and is a predicted model, not a curated record.
UUCUUUGGCCUCAUCGCCUCCUCUGUACUAGUCCCGCUGCUAUUGUUGUGUCUUUUCUGACUGGGCGACCCUCAUCUGCUAUCCGCCGGUGAUUCCACGCACCCAGCCUCGCGUGUUCGCCGCCACGCUAAAGCAUUGUUUGCGACGUAGCUCCGUGUCCUGUCCGUAAAGGGAUAACAAGAAAGGAAAAGAAAAGGAUCCCAGCGACGGACUUAUUAGGAGCUGGCGAAGUAGUUAAUCGGCAUGGGACAGACGGAAGACUGAGAUUGCCCCGUUGAGAGCGCUCGUGUCGGCUGCUUCCUUCUGUUCGGAUUCUUCCACGAGAAAAUAACGCGUUGAUUGGGGGGUGAACAGAAGGAGUGGAUUGGGAAAAAAACGAUCACAGGACGCAUGUAGCCGACGUACGACGCUGUAAAGGUUGGUUUUAAGGCUUGACGAUGGGUUGCGUCAGGAGUAAAGAGGUCAAGGGCCCGGCGCUGAAAUACCAACCCGACAACUCCAACGUAGUGCCAGUCACCGCUCACGUGGGCCACUAUGGGCCAGAACCCACGAUGAUGGGUCACUCACCAGCCAUGAUGACGCAGAACAACACCUAUAACAGCCACCCCGCUGCCCUCACCCCCUUUGGCGGCGUUUCCUCGGCCAUUGCCCCCUUUGGCGGAGUCUCAUCCUCAUUCACCUCAGUGACUGUGAACCACCCGUUCCCCACCGCUUUGAUCUCAGGUGGCGUGACUUUUUUUGUCGCCCUGUAUGAUUACGAAGCAAGGACGGCAGACGAUCUGUCGUUCCGCAAAGGGGAUCGCUUUCAGAUUAUCAACAACACGGAAGGCGAUUGGUGGGAAGCCCGCUCCAUCAACACAGGCGAGAGCGGUUACAUCCCCAGCAAUUACGUGGCCCCGGCCGACUCCAUACAGGCUGAAGAGUGGUACUUUGGAAAUUUGAGUCGAAGAGAUGCUGAGCGUCUUUUAUUGCAUCCGGGAAAUCAGAGGGGCACUUUUUUGAUACGAGAUAGCGAAACAACAAAAGGGGCCUUCUCAAUGUCUUUACGCGACUGGGAUGAGAUGAAGGGAGACAACAUCAAACACUACAAGAUACGCAAGAUGGACAGCGGUGGUUAUUACAUUACCACACGAGCGCAGUUCGAGACACUACAGAAGCUGGUGAAACACUACUCAGAACAUGUGGACGGUCUGUGCUACAAGCUGAUCACCGUGUGCCCCACAGUGAAGCCUCAAACUCAGGGACUUGCUAAAGACGCCUGGGAAAUCCCACGAGAGUCCCUCCAACUGGAAGUCAAACUGGGACAGGGCUGCUUCGGGGAAGUCUGGACGGGGACAUGGAAUGGUACGACUAAAGUAGCAAUCAAGACGCUGAAACCAGGAACCAUGUCUCCAGAGGCGUUCCUGGAAGAGGCUCAGAUCAUGAAGAAGCUCAGACACAGUAAACUGGUGCCUCUUUACGCCGUGGUGUCUGAGGAGCCCAUUUACAUUGUUACUGAGUUCAUGGAAAAGGGUAGUUUGCUGGACUUUCUAAAAGAAGGAGAUGGCAAACAUCUGAAGCUUCCCCAGCUGGUGGACAUGGCGUCACAGAUUGCAGACGGGAUGGCCUACAUUGAGCGGAUGAACUACAUCCACAGGGACCUAAGAGCUGCCAACAUCUUAGUGACGGAUAACCUGGUCUGUAAGAUCGCCGACUUCGGCUUGGCUCGACUCAUCGAGGACAACGAGUACACCGCCCGUCAAGGUGCUAAAUUCCCCAUCAAGUGGACGGCCCCAGAAGCUGCGCUAUACGGUCGCUUCACUAUCAAAUCAGACGUGUGGUCGUUUGGUAUACUACUGACAGAGCUGGUGACAAAGGGCCGAGUUCCAUAUCCAGGCAUGGUGAACCGGGAGGUCCUGGAGCAGGUGGAGCGCGGUUACCGCAUGCCCUGCCCCCAGGGCUGCCCCGAGUCGCUCCACGAGAUGAUGAACCAGUGCUGGAAGAAGGACCCAGACGAAAGGCCCACGUUCGAAUACAUCCUGUCCUUCCUGGAAGACUACUUCACAGCCACGGAGCCACUAUACCAGCCUGGGGAAAACCUUUAGUCGUUUUAAAGUUAAACUCCGAGGUACAUUGGUGCAGAUCAGAAGAAAAAGAAUUUGAAGCAAAAAAGAAUAAUGUAAUUUAGGAAAUAAGCCACAGUGACACUGGCAUACCUGAAAAUGAGUGUCCCUAAUGUACAAUGGGACCAAGUCUGCAAAUGUUUUUUUUUUUUUUUUUUUUUAACUCUGGGAAACUAUCAGAGUCAAUCCAUGCGAGCUGGCCACAACACUGUGACACAGACGGAUGGAGAUAUUGUUUUUUUUUUUUAAUGAUUAAUUUCUCCCACCUUCCUACAAAUAACCCCUUUUUUAUUAAGUCACACAGAUCUUUUAUUCUGAAUCCAGAUCUUUUAUAUGAACACGAGUUCGGUUUGAAUGCGUUGAUUAAGGACGUCUUUUUUUUUUGUAAUGACCAAUAACUGUGGUUAACUUGUGGAGUAUGUGAUAUGAGUGUAAAGCAUGUGGUUGAUUAAGUAAAAAGGUCUGCUGUAUGGAUGCAAGAAUGUACUGAGAGUUCAAAGCUGAUGUACAUACAGUUUGUAAAAAAGAAAUAUUUUUAGUAGGUGUGAUCAGGUGGACGAUGGAGAAUGGAGACCUGUUUUAUAUGAUUGCUUUUAAUAUGCCUUUUUUCUUUUGUCAUUUGGGGAAUCCUGAAGCAUCGUUUUGAUAAUUUGCAUAGAUUUUUUUUUUCUAAAUAUCUUUUUUUUAUGUUUAAUGAAAUUUAAGUUUUGCUAUUAGGAAAAAAGAAAAAAUGUGUCACAUUUUCUUUUAUCUGGUGCACAACUCCCCUAACAAACUUUUUUUCUUCUUCUUUACUUUCUGUCGCUCACCGUUAAAUAUUGGGUGUAGUAGGCUAUUAAAAUUAGGAAUAUGCAGGGAAGCAUUUUGGUAAAGGCCUGCGAAAAGCCUUCAAAUAAAUUCAUCUUUUCUUUUUUUCUUUUCUUUCCUUUUUUUAAUCAUAAAAUUUAGGUUUGAAGUUAAUCAGAGUGUUAAACUUCUAAUUGGCAACCGAUGGCAUCCUCUUUGGUAGGGUGGAUUCAGGAAUUCUUCGGGCUGCUGUUUGUAGCACCCCUAAAUAUA